This is a messenger RNA of Adineta steineri, 492 nucleotides long. NCBI's taxonomy places the organism in Eukaryota, Metazoa, Rotifera, Eurotatoria, Adinetida, Adinetidae. The record is from the annotation of a GenBank genome assembly.
AUGACAGAAAUUACAAAAGUCAAAGAUGAUAUUCAGCAUCUUAAUAAUCAAUUAAUUAGUUAUUAUAGUUCCUUCCAACGUUUAAGUGAAGAAUAUUUGAAAAUACGAACGAAUUCGCAAGAAAUAAAUAUUAAACAAAAACGAGAAGAUAUUCGUGAUGCUACAUCUAAUGGAUCACUUGUAUGGAAAGUUGAAAAUUUCACUCAAAAAUGGAACGAUGCUCGAUCGGGACGACAAAUAUCAAUUGAGUCACCAUUAUUCUAUUCAUCACCAACUGGCUACAAAAUGUGCGCUCGAUUACAUAUGUAUGGUGAUGCUGAUGCUCAUGGUACACAUAUGUCCAUGUUUCUUGUUCUUUUGAAAGGAGAAUAUGAUGCAAUUCUAACAUGGCCAUUUAAUUUUCGAGUAACAUUUUGUUUGUUUGAUCAAACUGGUCAAGGAUAUCAUAUUGUUGAUUCAUUUGAUCCUGAUACAACAUCACCUAGUGUUUAA